Molecule: messenger RNA, 2346 nt
Organism: Lachnellula hyalina
Lineage: Eukaryota; Fungi; Ascomycota; Leotiomycetes; Helotiales; Lachnaceae
Gene: YDR514C
Exons: 6
Coding region: 1-2346 (781 amino acids)
Cellular component (GO): nucleus
Molecular function (GO): nucleic acid binding
Source: RefSeq, a predicted model, not a curated record
AUGGAUAGGCUUGCUAAGUUGGAAGCGCUGGGGAGUUUGGGUGGGAGUUCGAGUUUGGGUGCUGAUGGGAAGGAGUGGACUCAUCAACUUCCUAAAGCGAUGCAUUUAUAUGAGGGAAGUUCGUCGGACGAGGACGGUGCGGGGGCUCAGAUGAAUCGUGCUGUGCAGAAACAGAGACUUGGUGUUGGUGGUGGUGGUGCUGGGAAGAAUGGAAUUAAUUGUCAAGCUGCGGGCCCGUCACCUUAUGUUGAUGCUACGUCUUAUGAUCUGGAGCAGUAUUCGGAUUAUUGGCUUGGACAGCUUGCUCCUGAAGAUGAGGCAUUUGUUCCUUGGCAGGCGGUGAAGAAGUAUCCGUAUGCAUAUAUUGGGACUGGGAAUCGACAGAGGGUCGCGGAAGCAUACUUUGACCAAGGAAAGAUCUCAAAUCACACCUGGGACCUUUUCUAUGUCUACCGACUUAAGUCCGAUCUCAACCUCCUCCCAAUCCUCCUAGUCCCAGCCAAGCAACUCCAAGAUUUCCUGGAACUUAUCAACAGCGAUCUCAACACCAGUCUCGCCAUGGCUGCCCGUGGAGCAAAUGGUACCUUCAUGGUAUCCUUUGAAGAUGAUGGAACGCCUCGACCACGUUACCUUGGUCGAACAGCCAACAAGGAAGCCGCUGAAACCCUCAGAAACAACAUCCCUCCUGCUUACUACAAGCCGAAGAAUGAGCCGAAGUCUACUGUGACCCCAACCCCACAAGCGCUAGCAGCGUUCAAAGCGAAACUCGAGCUUAUGAAUGCUGCGCAGAAAGGAAAAAAGAAUGGUAGUAAGGAGAAAUCGAAGAGGGAACGGCUGUUCAAUCAACAGUCCUGGAAAGCUUCGCUCAAACGCACACAACGGUAUCUAGGUCUCCGAGAAGCAAGCACCAGACCGAAGUAUACUAAUCGACGAGGUAUGACAUGGGAAGCCUUGGACAGACUGAAAUCGACUGCUCCACUUGAGACUCCAACUGUAAGCUUCACUCCUGACAUAUUGGCUCCAUUUCCACAAGAGGGACGAGUCGUCUUUGUCUGUGUGGAUAUUGAAGCUUAUGAACGCAAUAACAACUUGAUUACGGAGAUUGGAAUUGCUACGUUGGAUACGGAUGAUCUUGCUGGUGUUGUUCCAGGUGAGGGUUGUGCGAAUUGGAUGAAGCUUAUUCGAGCGAGACACUUUCGCAUCAACGAGUACAAGCAUCUUAAUAACACUGAGUUUGUCAGUGGUUGUGCUGAUAGAUUCGAGCAUGGCACCAGCGAGUUCAUCGGCCUGAAAGAUGCCCCUCGCGUUGUAGCAAGCUGUUUUAAGCAUCCGUUUUCAAAGCCAGGUGAUGCUACCGAGCCCGAAGAGAAACGAAGCAUCAUCCUCGUCGGUCAUGAUCUCAACCAAGACGUCAACUAUCUCAAGAAGCUCGGUUAUGAUGUCUACAACCUUUCGAAUCUGCUUGAAUGCGUCGAUACGGCGAACAUGUGGAAAUACAUGACUCGAGAUAACAACCCCAGAAAGCUAGCCAUGAUCCUCGCCGAACUUGGCCUGGUCGGCUGGAACCUGCACAAUGCAGGCAACGAUGCCGUUUAUACGCUUUGGGCUAUGAUUGGUAUUUCGUCCAAGCAUUUGAAGGAACAUUCUGAGCGGGAUGAGGAUAAGGAGGCUAUGAAGCAAAAGAGAAUCAAGGAGUGUGUUUCCCCACACUUUGAAUCAUCUACUAAGCUAAGAUAUUCUAGGAGUGUUGCGGAUGCAGAGACAACGGCUACUGAGAGAGAGGAAGGAUGGUCUUCUGAAGGUAGUGAUGGAGGCGGGCCAGAUUCUCCUCACGGUAAGUCAUCGCAAGCAAAUGAUGUCUCAGCUCCAAGCAACAACCAGUCAGUACAAUCCUGGCUCGAAGGAACCCAGAAAGUGAAGCCGAAGCCGGGAUUGUCCGUUACAGGCCCGGAGUUCAACGUCAAAGCUUGCAGAGGCCAAGAUUUCAAUGCCAUGAUGAGCCAACUGGGUGUUGACGACAAGAAAGCCACUGAUCAGAAGCCCAAGCCGCACGAGCAUAACCCACGGGCAGACAACCAAUUCGAGCUACCGUCGAUGACAGUAAAGGUUGGCGAGAAGCCGCAGCGUUAUGAUGGCUGGGGACAACCUAUACCAGGUCCGCCCGAGACUCCUGACCCGAGAUGGAGACUUGGUCGUACUCCUUCCCCAGGUAUUGUCGAGGCGUUUGGGAAGCAGAAGCAGAGGAAGGGGAGUGAUGGUGCGUCGUCCUCGUCGAAGUUUAAGGGGAAGGGACUGGCGUUGGUCAAGGAUCAAAGUUCGACUUCUGCUUUGCUCAAUCUCGAUUGA